Molecule: messenger RNA, 1598 nt
Organism: Cylicocyclus nassatus
Lineage: Eukaryota; Metazoa; Nematoda; Chromadorea; Rhabditida; Strongylidae
Source: the annotation of a GenBank genome assembly
AUGCCGUCGACUAUGGAAACUCAGCCUGAUACAAAAAAGGUUAAGCAUCGGGUACGAGAAUCUGAAGACAAAUCGGAACUAAGAGAAGAACAGACAGACAGAAGGCCGGAAAAGGGAGAGGAGCAUUUUGACAAAGAAGAGGAAAAAAUACUGAAAGAAUUCGACUUUUACCAUGGUUUUCUUCCACGCGAGGACUUAUUCUUAUUGGUUAGACAUGUGGGCGACUAUUUGUUGCGUGUGAGUGAGGUCGACAACGAUCCUACCAAAAUACGGAGGGAAAUCAUAUUGUCUGUGUCUAUAGAUUGCCCAAAGCAAAGCAAAUCUGCCGCUAGUGAACGUCAAGAGCGUUCGCAUUCUCGUACAACACCGACAAAAAACGGAAACAAGAGAGGAAAGCUAAAAAACGUAAUCGUACGAAGAAGAAAAAGCAAAUAUCUUGUUGAAACAGAUCACCUCUUUGAUACUCUCCAUGAACUCUUAGAACACUACAAGCACAAUACAGGAAAACUAAAUAAGUUCAAAUUCGACCUGAAAAAUCCCAUCAAGCUACAGCCGUGGGAAUAUCUUCACUCAGAUGUGAAGCCGGGUGAUGUUCUUGGACAUGGCGCAUUCGGUGAAGUUCGAGCUGGAAGUUUGCACCUUAAAAGUGGAGAAAACAUUGAAAUAGCCAUCAAACUGACCAAAGGAUCUUCUGAUCUCUGCAAAGCCAAGAUCAAAGAAAUGAUGAAAGAAGCUCGACUAAUGCGUAAUUUCAAGCAUAAUAACAUCGUUCGUAUUUACGGUGUUGCUGUGGACGAGCAACCACUUUAUAUUUUGCUGGAACUCGUUACUGGAGGUGCGUUGAACUCAUGGUUAAAAGCAAACGCCGGCAAAGUGGAGGUAAAAGACAAACUCAGUAUGUGUCUUGGAGCUGCUCAAGCAGUUGAGUACCUUCAUGCGAAUCAUUGUAUGCACAGAGACUUGGCUGCGCGAAACUGCCUUAUCACUCAAGAUCGAGUCGUGAAAAUCAGCGAUUUUGGGCUUUCGCGCAUGGGCGUACAGUAUACCAUACGUGCUGCUAUGAAACUUCCAAUCAAGUGGCUUGCACCGGAGACUAUCACAACGUUUACUUUUUCACUCAAAACCGAUGUCUUCAGCUUUGGAGUUGUAGUGUUCGAGAUUUUCUCAGAUGGCGAAGAACCCUGGACGGGAAAAACGAAUGCUGAAGUUAAAGUUGCUGUUACAAACGGUCAGUACGUGCAGAUGCCUCAAUGCUGCCCAGAUCCGCUUCGGAUAUUUAUUUCUCAACGAGUUUUCACCCAAGAUCCUUUACAACGAGCCAAUAUGCCCGAAGUAGUUGGAGUUUUCGAAAGAGCUCUGGCGUUAGCAAAUUCUCCGACGAAUGCCGAUAGUGGACAAAAACGAAUGAAGAAGCAAAAGUCAAUCUACCAACUUCUACUAAGUGAUACUCGACGCUUGGCUCACCCUUUUGCAAGUGCUUCGCGAGGAGAUUAAUGCAUGAGGUUUACGUCGUCAACAUGCUAUAUUUGCUUUUAAUCCAGUAUGAAGAAGACACGUGCACCUAAUCAAUUAUCUUGGUUAAAUCGAUAUCAGUUUCA